Molecule: messenger RNA, 1675 nt
Organism: Megalops cyprinoides (Indo-Pacific tarpon)
Lineage: Eukaryota; Metazoa; Chordata; Actinopteri; Elopiformes; Megalopidae
Product: alpha-2A adrenergic receptor-like
Exons: 2
Coding region: 467-1675 (402 amino acids)
Biological process (GO): adenylate cyclase-activating adrenergic receptor signaling pathway
Cellular component (GO): membrane
Molecular function (GO): adrenergic receptor activity
Source: RefSeq, a predicted model, not a curated record
GCUGACAGAAGCACAGGCUAAUGAGAUUACAGUGGCUAUUAGCCUCGUGUGAGACGCAGAUCCAGAUCCGACGUGGAUAAUUCUAUGGCGAGGUCUUUAAUAGAAGCUUAGCUCUCCCCCAGUAUUGUAAGACAAACGUGAAGCGCUGCCUCUUGAAAGUACCUUAGCUAUUUUUUUCCCUGCUCCUUUAUAGACCGGUGUGAAAACUAAGUCAUGAAGUCAUGAAGCUACUGUCUAAUGUUUGUUUAGACAUAGAACGUUUUUGGAACACAACAAAAAAGGUGAAGAAGUGACUUCUCUCUACAGUAAGAUUGCUUGCUAAAAUGCUAGCCGACGACGGAAAGGAAAAAUCCACUAAACCUCCAAGUAUUGACUCUAUUCUGAAUGCAACAUCUGAAGAGUAAUUUAAUGGACCAUUUCUGUUAAUCUCACAGAUUCCCCAAGGGGGAGCGUGGCGAUCUCUCAAAUGGGGUGUGACAACGUAACUAACGGAACUUUGCCCGGAGGACCCCCGUACAGCAUUGAGGUCUCAAUUCCCCUAACGGUACUCGUGGGCAUUCUUAUCCUCUUAACAGUAUUUGGCAAUGUCCUGGUUAUUAUUGCAGUGUUUACAAGCCGGGCCUUAAGAGCGCCCCAGAACUUAUUUUUAGUUUCUCUGGCGUCCGCAGACAUUCUGGUUGCCACACUGGUUAUGCCCUUUUCUCUGGCCAAUGAACUGAUGGGCUACUGGUACUUUGGGAAAGUUUGGUGCGAAAUUUACCUUGCGCUGGACGUGUUAUUCUGCACCGCAUCUAUCGCCCAUCUCUGCGCCAUUAGCCUGGAUCGGUACUGGUCCAUCACCCAGGCCAUUGAAUACAACCUCAAGCGAACUCCCCGGAGGAUAAAAGGCAUCAUUUUCAUAGUGUGGGUCAUCGCGGCAGUCAUAUCGUUUCCCCCUUUGAUUACAAUGCAAAAAGAGGCCGCCAAAGAGGAGGGUCCGACGUGUGAAAUCAACAAAGAUAAGUGGUACAUCAUCUCCUCAUGCAUUGGGUCUUUCUUUGUCCCUUGUGUCAUCAUGGUUCUCGUUUACAUUCGAAUUUACCAAAUCGCCAAGAAGAGGACCAGGACCCCACCAGGCAAGAGGAAAAAGAACGAAGCGGACAAGAAACACAAUGGCUUCGAGGAAGAGCACUCCCGCGAGAAAUUAAGCGCAGAAAAGGAAGAGGAGGACAAGGAACGGGUCCAAAAGGGCGAAAUCAACGGUGUUGACAUCGAGGAGUCGUCAUCUUCUGAUCACAAAGUUAAUACUCCCUGCACGAUGAAAAAGAAGAAGGCGAAGGGGAAGACCAAACUCAGUCGAAUCAAACCUGGAGAUAAUAUCCAAAAAAGAGAGGAACGGUUGAGCAAUAAAGGGAGCAGAUGGAAAGGACGUCAGAACAGAGAAAAACGGUUCACUUUUGUGCUGGCGGUGGUGAUGGGAGUUUUUGUAGUAUGCUGGUUCCCGUUUUUCUUCACCUACACACUGACUGCUAUAUGUGAUUCUUGCUGUGUCCCCAAAACGCUGUUUAAAUUUUUCUUCUGGUUUGGGUACUGCAACAGUUCCCUUAAUCCAAUCAUAUACACAAUAUUCAACAAUGACUUUAGGAGGGCUUUUAAAAAGAUACUUUGUAAAGCCGACAGAAAACAAAUCGUUUAA